AUGAUUAAAAAACUCAUUAAACUUUUCUUAGUCCAAUUGUUAAUUGUCAGUGGCAUGGACAAUGAGAGAGGUUCGAAUGAUUCAAUGAUUGAUUUAAAAGAUUUAACAACAAUAGAUCCAAACGUGCCAGUGUAUGAGCAAAUAAUUGUUCCUGAACAUGUUGAACUACUCUACGUUAGUAGUAAAAAUCCCACUAAAACUACCGACACUACUACUGCCACUGCUACAGCUCACACACCUGUAAGCACAUCAACUGACGUGAAAACGAAUGUUCAAGAUAAAGCGUUUGAAGGAGUGAUUAUACCGAAUGCGAAAAUGAAGGUAGAACGACCGAUAGAAGCCAUGGAUGAGAUGAAACAUGUGAUUAAUUUAUAUCUGGAUGGGUUUACCUUUGACAAUGGACCGUUCAAAACCUUGUCAGACCCCGUAAAUGACCUUUUUAUACUAUACGUCAAGAGUGGUAAACCACCACCUGAACUACCACAUGACAUUAACCUACAACUGAUUCAUCAUAAUACCAAUUACUCCCGGAUUAACAGUGAUAUGGCUGCUGGUACUCCCAGUAGUAUAAGUAGAACUGGUACUGGUGUGAAUAUUAAUCCUGGACUGAGGAUAAAAUCUUGUUUACAGGAUGAUACUACGAAUUUGAGGAUUAAGUUAAUUACAGGUGAUAUAAUUACCUUGACAGUCUCACAAGACGCCACCAUCCGUUCGCUCAAACAAUUCAUCAAAAAAUACGUCAGCAAUCUCAAACAGGUUAACAAGAACAACACUACUGGCGGUAGUCUCAAGGGUAGUACUAUGCAUGAAGAGCCGAGAUUAUUCUAUCUAUUUCCACAGGAAAAGUUGAAUUUUGAUGACUCUACAACACUAAAAGAGGCCAAUAUUCUCAACUGGACUGUAUCGAGUGGAUCAACUGACGAUGUGGAGGAUCAGACGAGAGGCCGUGGUAGAAGAAUGGUGUUAACAAUCCAGGUUGUUGAGCCAUUUGCCAUGUUUAGAACUCCACGAUCCGGCACUAACUUACGUAGCACUAUACCAAGUGACGACAAUGUGCCUGAGCAAGAUGAAGUCACUUUUCUGACCAUACCAGCUGAAGUCACUGUAACCAGAAGAGCUCUGGACAAUACUGCUACCAGACCAAUUCAGGACACUGCUACUGGACCAAUUCAGGACACUGCAACCAGACCAGAUGAAAUUACCAUAACUAGAACAACUCAGGACACUGCAACCAGACCAGAUGAAGAUAAAUCUGAUGAACUCACAGAAGUUAAAACUGAUGUAACCAAGGCAACCCAGGAAACCAGUGUCACAAUACCAAGUGAAGACUCUUCAAAUGAACCAACAGAAGUUAAAACUGAUGAGAAAACAGAUGAAUCAACAGAUGAGAAAACAGAUGUGAAAACUGAGGAAUUAACUGAUAGAGUUGAUGAGGUGAAGAUUCAGGUUGAGGAUGUGGAAGGAGCAAGUGGUAAAGAUGACAAGAGCCGUUAA
Molecule: messenger RNA, 1494 nt
Organism: Theileria parva strain Muguga
Lineage: Eukaryota; Apicomplexa; Aconoidasida; Piroplasmida; Theileriidae
Product: SEP domain protein
Exons: 5
Coding region: 1-1494 (497 amino acids)
Biological process (GO): membrane fusion; proteasome-mediated ubiquitin-dependent protein catabolic process; autophagosome assembly
Cellular component (GO): cytosol; nucleus
Molecular function (GO): ubiquitin binding
Source: RefSeq, a predicted model, not a curated record